Molecule: messenger RNA, 1158 nt
Organism: Penicillium pulvis
Lineage: Eukaryota; Fungi; Ascomycota; Eurotiomycetes; Eurotiales; Aspergillaceae
Product: tetratricopeptide repeat protein
Exons: 6
Coding region: 1-1158 (385 amino acids)
Molecular function (GO): protein binding
Source: RefSeq, a predicted model, not a curated record
AUGCCAUCCCUCCGCAACAUCCUUCACAAACGCGAAGAUAUCACAAGCGAUACAUCUCAACCUCGCCCACCUCCUAUAACAAUCACAACCCCAACCUCUAGCUCGCCCCCAGAAUUCACCUUCCUCCGCUCAGACACCUUCGGUCAAGAAGUCAUAGCACCACCAACCCACGCAGACGACCCUCCAUUCUCGCCAACAAGCCUCAAAUCCCCCACAGACUCCCUCAGCUCCCCCCACGACCCCUCAAGCACAUCCCGCCGCAGCUUUCAACUCUUCUCGCGCAACCGAGUCUCCCGCUCAGAAUCGAUCUCCAGUCCGUCUCCACCCCGCCGCGAGCGCCGACUCUCAAACCUACUACACCUCGACAACCGGCGCAGUCGCAGUGAUUCGCGCGACUCAUCGGUGAAUAUUCCGCAGGACCUACCUCAGAUCGAUGAUGAUGCUGUGGGUGAUAAGCAGGAGCGCGAGGCGGCGUGGGAGAAGAGAGCUACUGUGCUUGCGCAGCAUCAUCCGCAGUUUGGGGGCGUUGGAUCGCCGUUGCAGUCUGAAUUCGAUGUUUCGGAGUGGGGUGGGCAGUCUAGAAGUUCAAGUCGGAGUCGAGCUGGAGACGUGCGGGACGAUGUAAAUAUCCAGGAGGCGAUUCGACUGCAUGAGUCCGGUGAUCUAGAAAAAUCUACCCAAAUGUUCGGUCAGCUUGCCAAUCCUAAUGGUGCAAACAACCCACUCAGUCAAGUUCUGUACGGACUUGCUCUACGACACGGCUGGGGUUGUAUUAAAGAUGAGGCCCAGGCUGUGACUUACCUGUCCGCCGCAGCUUCCAACUCAGCGGCCGUUGAAGCCGAAGCGCUACGCGCCGGAAUCAAAAAAGGUGGCGCCGCUAAAGGAGAGCUCGUUCUUGCUAUUUUUGAGCUAGCUAACUGCUUCCGGAAUGGCUGGGGCGUGGCGAAAGAUCCUGCUGCUGCUAGGCAGUAUUACGAGACUGCGGCGAACCUGGGUGAUACCGAUGCUAUGAAUGAGGUUGCUUGGUGUUAUCUUGAGGGAUUUGGCGGAAAGAAAGAAAAGUUCAAGGCAGCUAAGUAUUAUCGACUUGCUGAGGAGAGUGGCUGUCCUACAGUGGGAAAUUCAUGGAUCUGGAAAGAGAAAUAUAAUCCCCAGUAA